GCGCUCAGCAACAGCAUGGGCUCUACGCCUUGCGAUUUCAGUCAAUUCACGUUUUGCCGUUUUCGCUCCCUGGGACUACGGAGAGAGUUUGCCUUUUAAGUGGUUGAGAUUGUAUGAAGUGAUUUUAAAACAAAAAACAAAAAAACCACAUCUCCUCGAUCAGCCAUCCGGACCAGUUGGAUAUCUUUCUAUAGGUCUUUCUGAAGGAAUCGGGGGGGUUGUUGUUGUUGUUGUUGCUCAGCUUUUUGAAGUUUGAAGUACCGAGGCGUUCCUAAGGGACUAGAAACCUGGUGUGUGUUUAAAGCAAAUGGCUCACCCGAAAGGUCUCUCCAAUGGACAUCUACACUGUCGUCAGAAAAAAAAUAAUUUCUUAAAACACGGGAUCCACAAAAAAAACGGCGUGGUUAAGGAAACUAAGGAAAAUGGUGUAGCAAAUGGAACUAUCUAUAAACGACCAUUUAUUGAAUCCUUUGAACAACCACCCAUGUAUGUUUCUGUGUUUACAUGUCUUGGUUUUGUAUUUGCAACAUUGUUUGGCUACUUGAGAGAUUUCUUAAGAGACCAUGGAAUACUAAGAAAGAUUGGCCCUACUGAACGGGAAGAGCAAAUGGAUUUUGUCCCACUGUAUCAAGAUUUUGAACAUUUUUUUACAAGAAACUUCUAUAUGAGAAUAAGAGAUAAUUUGAAUCGCCCUAUCUGCAGUGUUCCUGGAGUAAAAUUUGACCUGUUGGAACGUGUUUCAGAUGACAAGAACCAGACAUUUAGGUUCACUGGAAGGAUAAUCAAGAAUGUAAUCAAUAUGGGUUCAUAUAAUUACCUUGGCUUUGCAGAAACUGACCACGAUGCUUUGAAAACAGUGAGUUCAGUGUUGAAUAAAUAUGGCACAGGAAUAUGUAGCACCACACAGGAAAUCGGAAACUUCGAUAAACAUGUGGAGUUAGAAAAUACGAUAGCACAAUUCCUUGGUGUUGAAUCAGCUCUGGCAUUUGGUAUGGGGUUUGCUACAAAUUCUACAAAUAUUCCAGCAUUAGUAGGGAAGGGUUGUCUAAUUUUAAGUGAUGAGUUGAACCAUGCUUCACUUGUCCUUGGUGCAAGGCUGUCAGGUGCUACUAUUAGAGUCUUUAAGCACAACAAUAUGCAGAGCUUAGAAAAGCUUUUGAAAGAUGCAGUAAUACAGGGACAACCUCGAAGCCGAAGACCAUGGAAAAAAAUUCUUAUUCUAGUAGAGGGCAUUUAUAGCAUGGAAGGCUCUAUUGUACGCUUGCCAGAAGUUGUUUCCUUAAAGAGAAAAUACAAAGCCUAUGUCUACUUGGACGAAGCCCACAGCAUAGGUGCUGUUGGUCCUACAGGAAAAGGAGUUGUAGAAUACUUUGGAAUGGAUCCUAAUGAUAUUGAUGUAUUGAUGGGAACAUUCACGAAAAGUUUUGGAGCAGCUGGAGGUUAUAUAGCUGGCAAAAAGGAAUUAGUGGACUACUUACGAAUUAAUUCACACAGUGUAACUUAUGCCACAUCUAUGGCUCCUCCUGUAGCAGAACAAAUUAUAAGAGUAAUGAAAUGCAUCAUGGGACUAGAUGGGACCACACAAGGACGUCAACGAAUCAAUCAGCUAGCAGAAAAUACAAGGUACUUCAGAAGAAGAUUGCGUGAAUUAGGCUUCAUUAUUUAUGGCAAUGAUGAUUCUCCAGUUGUGCCUUUACUUCUAUAUUUACCUGGUAAAAUUGGGGCUUUUGCAAGACUCAUGUUAUCCAAAAAUAUUGGUGUGGUUAUAGUUGGCUUCCCAGCUACCCCAAUCACAGAAUCCAGAGCUCGGUUUUGUGUGUCCAGUGCUCAUACACGGGAGAUGCUAGACACGGUCCUGAACGCUCUAGAUGAACUGGGUGAUUUUUUGUGUCUGAAAUAUUCCCGGCAUGCUAGGUCAUCUCGUCCCGAACUGUAUGAUGAAACAAGCUUUGAACUUGAAGAUUAAGUUUCCCUCCCAUGGAGAAGCUGUAAUGAUGUUACAAGGAGGAGAUGGGGAUCUCAACAAUAGGAAUGCAUUUCUCUUUUUCUAAGGACAGUUUUUGCUUCACAGUUACCCGAUCAAAGAGCAGCAUUUUAUGUCUGUUUUUACCAGAUUGGAUUCUGUCUGCAAAGGACUAGAAUAUUGUUGCGGUUCUCUCAAAAGGAAAUAUAAGUAUUAUUGUUAUUAUUAUUAGAUCCCAAAGACUUUAACUGCUACAUCAGUUGCUAUUACAAAGCCCUUGUUGCUGUUUUAAGAGCAGAGUUAGAAAAAAAUUAAUUAUGAUAGCACUUUUUAAAAAUGAAUUGGAAUGGAAUGUAAUAGCUGAAAAAAGUUAUCUUGUUAAAUUUGCCCUUAUUCAUAGAAGAGGUGUAUCUCCAUUGCAGCUUAACAGGAUUUAGGCAAAAAAUCCCCAUUAAUUAGAAAUAUUUUGACAUACUGAGUAAACUGGAGCUUGAUUCAGGGAUAGUCAAUGGUCUUUCAUGGUUUUGUGCAACUUUAAGUAUUAUUGUUAGAAAGUUUUGAGUAAAGAAAAAAAACCCAAUUCAUCUUUGCUGCUUGGUAGUUUUUUUUAAAAAAAUCAUUUUAUAUUUCAAUUGAUAAAGUUAAGCCAAAACAAUGUUAAUUCAGAUUCAACCUUGUUGAAUUAUUUGAAAUAUUUCAUAAUUUAAAGGAGGAUUGCUUAUUUAAUUUUCAGGUAGGUUUUUAGAGUUGUCACACACAGUUUUAAUAACAAUGUCACUUUCCCAUUUGCAAUGUGUUAAGACUUUCGGUGUGGAAAAAAAGCAGAUGUCAUUUGUAAGACACUUUUCUUUCUCCAUGAAUAUUUGUUUGCUCGGUUAAGCAGACUGCCAAAUCAAAACGUUCAAGCUAUUACAGAAUAUAAUUCUCAAAGAUCUUAGCAUUUGUGACUGCCAUCUUCAGAUGACCCUUUUGUCUUAUUACUUCAGUGAGAUAAUAUCAGUGGUGGGAUUCAGCCAGUUCGCACCACUUCGAGAGAACCGGUUGUUAACUUUCUGAACAGUUUGGCAAACUGGUUGUUGGAAGAAAUCAUUAGGGCAGAGAACCGGUUGUUAAAUUACUUGAAUCCCACCACUGGAUAAUAUAAAUAUAGGAGACCAUAGUGAAUGUUCUUUUCUGGAAGGUUGUUGAUAUAGCCAUCUUUUUCUUGAGGUUAAAAUUAUUAACUGUUUUUAAAACAUGACCAGUUGAUUUGAAAACAGCAUUUGGAGAUUAAAGGAACAAGUGGCUAUAACUCCAUUUCUGUUUCAGCAAAUGAAUGGGGCCAGAACUAAUGAUAAUAUACCAUUGUCUUCAGACUGUUGUUCAGUCUCAACAAUUAAGGCCUCAGAUAGCUAUACGCACAUACACACAUACUUUAAGAUAACUGGUUGAAAGGCAUUUCUAUCACUUUUGAGAGAGAUACAAACCAUUCAAAAGUCUCAUGAUGCUGUAAACAUGUCUGAUCAAGAGAUGGUUUGGCUUUCUGUUUCACAGAUGUAUUUUACUUUCAUGUUCUUGAAAAGCUGUGGUAUCCACUUAACACACAGCUGCAAUAUUAGAUUUAAGAACUGAACAAUUAAAUUGUAGAAUACCAAUUACAGUAUGGGAUUCUCUUGCUUGUUAAAGCAGCUUUGAGGAUAAAGCAAGGCUGAUUAGUUUUGAGAUCCCUUUUUUGAUAUUCAGGUUAAUAAAAUUCACCAGGGGCUACAAUGUUAAAAAUGGACUGCGGUGCAUUCCAGAAUAUCAGCUCUCUGCUUCAGAAGUAUAGGAGGGUAAAAAGAGCGAAUUGUAGUGUGUUGUGUUCACGUUGGCAAAUGAACUUGAGAAACACUAAACAGGCCCAUGUUUGUGCAUUAUACUAAGACUGCUGUAUAAAAAAUAAAGGAUGUUUUUGUGUGUUUUUUAAAAUAUUUAAAGUUGGUUCAUUACUUGGUCAUAAAAAAAAAAUUGGCACAGUGACUCAGGACCAAUCUGCCCCUGAUGAAUGACCAUAUGUUACAAAGAAAUUAUGUUCUAUAAGUGUUAUAAAAAUUUACAGAAGACCCUGUUCUCAAUGUCUUUGCCUCCAUAAUUCUCUUCAGCCUCUAGCAAUUUGCUUUUGCCUGUUUUACUGUAUUUCUAUGCUUGGAACAGUCUACUAAGAGCAGAUGCUGGAAAGAGCAAACUGCUCUGAUCAUGAUCAAAGAAAGCAGAACUCUGGCUUAGUGCAGGACAUAGUUAUGCUGCCUGAAGCAGAAGAAAUGUGUGUUGAAUGAGUUCUGAAGUUUGUUGUUAAGAGCAGUCUGAUUUUGUUGUUCCCGUGUGCAGUAUGGCCAUUCCCACGAUAGCCAUAAUAGUGACUUAAAAGCAGUUAUCUUAUCUGAUUUUGCUGUUUCCAUCUUAAUUCCUCCUGACUUGCGCUAAUUUUCACACCUGUAAUUUAAUAGCAGAAUCAACCUUGCUACGUGACUACAGUCCUGCCUGAGCUGCUUGAGGUGCUUGCUGGGGUGGCGAUUGAGAUCCCCAGACUUUUGGUCAUGGGGGACUUCAAUCUGCCAUCAGCCGGCUUGUCGUCGACGGUGGUUCAGGAGUUCCAGGCUUCCAUGACGGCCUUGGACCUGAUCCAAGUAACUGAUGGCCCUACACACACGGGGGGGUCCACACUGGACUUGAUUUAUAUCUCUGGACAGUGGUUUAAUGAUCUGGUAUUAGGGGACUUAGUGACGAUACCGGUGUCAUGGACAGAUCAUUUUCUCCUCCGCCUAGACUUUCAGACCGCCGCUCACCACCGCAGGGAGACGGAACCAAUGCGUUGGUUCCGUCCCAGGUGCCUGAUGGACCCCGAGAGGUUCCUGACGGAGCUUGGGCCGUUUCCUGAGGAUCUUGCUCAUGGCACGACCGAAGAACUAGUUGCGGCCUGGGAACAGGCCGCGGCUGGGACUUUGGACUGUGUUGUGCCUUUGCGGCCUCUGACCCGGCGUAGAUCUCAAUUGGCUCCUUGGUUCUCUGAGGAGCUGAGAGAGAUGAAACGCCGGAGAAGA
Ahaetulla prasina is the source of this 5022-nucleotide messenger RNA. It is a transcript of the gene SPTLC3, whose product is annotated as serine palmitoyltransferase long chain base subunit 3. Lineage: Eukaryota; Metazoa; Chordata; Lepidosauria; Squamata; Colubridae. The record is from RefSeq and is a predicted model, not a curated record. Bases 308 to 1966 code for a protein of 552 amino acids. The transcript is spliced from 12 exons. Gene Ontology annotation, cellular component: serine palmitoyltransferase complex. Gene Ontology annotation, molecular function: pyridoxal phosphate binding; serine C-palmitoyltransferase activity. Gene Ontology annotation, biological process: ceramide biosynthetic process; sphingosine biosynthetic process.